Molecule: messenger RNA, 741 nt
Organism: Eimeria mitis
Lineage: Eukaryota; Apicomplexa; Conoidasida; Eucoccidiorida; Eimeriidae
Exons: 1
Coding region: 1-741 (246 amino acids)
Source: RefSeq, a predicted model, not a curated record
AUGGCAGUGGACCAUCGUGGCCAGGCAAUGGGAAUGGACCACCGGGACCAGGCAAUGGCAAUGGGCCAUCGGGACCAGGCAAUGGGAAUGGACCAUCGGGCCCAGGGAAUGGGAAUGGACCAUCGGGUCCAGGAGGUGGUGGUCCAUCGGGUCCAGGCGGUGGUGGACCACCUGGUCCACCUGGUCCAGGAGGCGGUGGACCACACAGACCAGGAGGCGGUGGACCACAUAGACCACAUAGACCACAUAGACCACAUAGACCUGGAGGCGGUGGACCACAUAGACCUGGAGGUGGUGGUACAGAACCCCCCUGGGACUAUCCUCUCUGGUUUCCUCCCUGGUGGCUCCCUAGACCUGGGGGCCGUCCCCCAUGGGGUCGGCCCCCCUUUGGUCCUGGUGGUCGUCCCCCCUAUGGCCCUGGUGGUCGUCCCCCCUAUGGUCCAGGGGGCCUUCCUCCCUAUGGUCCUCCUGGCGGCCGUCCCCCCCUCGGGCCUGGGGGCCGUCCCCCCCUCGGGCCUGGGGGGCUCCCCCCCUUUGGUCCUCCUGGGGGCCGUCCCCCCCUCGGGCCUGGGGGGCUCCCCCCCUUUGGUCCUCCUGGGGGCCGUCCCCCCAUGGGGCCUGGGGGUCUUCCUCCCUUUGGUCCUCCUGGGGUUCGUCCCCCCUUUGGCCCUGGGGUUCGUCCCCCGCUUGGCCCCGGGGGCCUUCCCCCCUUCGGUCCUCCUGGGAGUCGUCCCCCGCUAG